Molecule: messenger RNA, 441 nt
Organism: Hyposmocoma kahamanoa
Lineage: Eukaryota; Metazoa; Arthropoda; Insecta; Lepidoptera; Cosmopterigidae
Exons: 7
Coding region: 1-441 (146 amino acids)
Source: RefSeq, a predicted model, not a curated record
AUGCGAAACUAUGCAGCGGUUAUUGCAUUACAUCAGCCCCACUCAACCGAGGACAUUCGGAAAUGCUGUUGUGUCAAUAAAAAGGAUCUCCUACUUGACGGACAACGAGCACGAGCCCAAUGGAACUUCUUGGAGCAGCUGUACAGAGUGGACGGCAGGGCAGGGAAAGCCCGCUCCAUUAAACUGACUGACAAGCAUCUUAAUCCUCAAUCAUAUGACAAGAUGAAGCUUCCAUUACACACUCGGCGUGGACUACAUUGUGCUAGUAAUGAUAUCGAAAUCCAUCCUUCUAUCGCAGGUUUAGAAUCCACACGUCCUACUGCUACAGAAUUAAGGGAGUUAAUUUACCUAAAGUUUGAGUUAGGAGGUGUGUUAGAAGGUAAGAUGAACCGCUGUAGAGAGAGCGUACGACGGAGACGAAUGAGACAACUCGAUGCUUGA